This is a messenger RNA of Symbiodinium sp. CCMP2456, 1167 nucleotides long. The record is from the annotation of a GenBank genome assembly. NCBI's taxonomy places the organism in Eukaryota, Dinophyceae, Suessiales, Symbiodiniaceae.
AUGGGCGUGGGAGUAGACCUGGCGUUCUUCACCCCCAAGGUGCAGCAGCAGGUGGUACCUCAGAAGAUGCUGAAGCAGCGAGUUGUGAACAUGACGAACUCCCGAGCGCAAGUGUGGACAAACCCUUUCGUGAACCAGACCUACGGCGUGUGGGAUCAGGUGUCGGAGCUCUUCGUGAACAGCCGUUCGGCCCGCGAUGCUUUCAAGUUCACCUUUCAGAACGACUUCAGCUUCCAGGAGCAGUUCUCAGAAAGCGUGGACGGUGACGCGCUGUUCGGACUGAUCUCCGCCUCCGAGGAAAUGUCCGAAAUGUUCUCGCUGGUUACCAAGGUGGGGGCGACCAUGGUGGUGCGUUCUGGAGAGGUGGACACAUACACAUCGGAGCUGUAUCCUGUGCAGAACUUGUCGCCAGAUAGUAUGUUCCUGGAAUCCGUGAAGGGCAUCCCAAUGUUGUGGUUCACACCCACCGCAUGGGCAGGGAAAGUGGUGCCGCACAUGCAAAACUACGGUACUCAUCACAUCAACACCAUCAGCGCUGGUGGAGAGUUUCGCUAUGCUGCGAUUGUGGAGGCUUCGUACAUAUCUGCGCAUGGAAGCGCCGAGAUGGAUGCAGAGGCGGAUGCCGAUUUCCUCUUCUUCUUCUCCGCCGAUGCUGAGGCCCAUGCAUCGGCCAGCGCAAGCGAGGCUUUCCGACAGUCACUCUCCCUGAGGCAGGUGGUUUGCAACGGUGGGAACGGCAAGUGCAACGCAAAUUCCACAGCUACGUAUGAUGCAUGGGUGGAUUCUGUCCACAAGUUCCCCUGGGUGCUGAGUGCGCGCUACACUCCGAACUAUGCUCUCGUCCCUACGUCAGAGAACGGCAUCGUUCUUGAAGCGGUGACCAUCGCAUAUCUGGCGUGGCAAGGCAUCCAGAAGCUGAUGGAGGAGCUGACUGCGAUUAGGGCAGUCCUCAAGAUGUACGCAGGACUGGCAGACCCUCUCUGCAGCUUUCAGAAGAUUGGCACGUGCAGCAGUGGCUCAACGUCGUGCACUCACGCGGGAAGCUCUGGGGAUCCCACGAAAUUGAUUCCCAUCGUUCGGGCGAAUGCCCAAAAGCUGUACAAUCAGACAGAUCCACUCCACGCUCAGUUUCAGACGACUCUGGGGGCAAGGAAUUCCUCUAUGCAG